Messenger RNA from Neolamprologus brichardi, 7684 nucleotides. RefSeq names its product potassium voltage-gated channel, subfamily H (eag-related), member 3 (gene kcnh3). Gene Ontology annotation, biological process: potassium ion transmembrane transport; regulation of membrane potential. Lineage: Eukaryota; Metazoa; Chordata; Actinopteri; Cichliformes; Cichlidae. Gene Ontology annotation, cellular component: plasma membrane. The record is from RefSeq and is a predicted model, not a curated record. Gene Ontology annotation, molecular function: voltage-gated potassium channel activity.
GUCACAACCCCCGCGGUGCCAAGGUGGAGCCACCGCGCGUAUCUCGAAUCGGUGCGCUUCUCCAGGGGCUGGGAUGCGCACCGGGCACCUCUCGCUUCCUGCCGAGUUUCGGGUCUGAGCAGGAGUCAAGCGCUGCCCCAGGGCGCAGAGGCAGGAGGACCCAGUCUACCCGGAGCAGGAUGCCAGUAAUGAGAGGGCUACUGGCCCCGCAAAACACCUUCCUGGACACCAUAGCCACCCGCUUCGAUGGCACCCACAGCAACUUUGUUCUGGGAAACGCCCAGGUGCAGUCACUGUACCCCAUUGUUUACUGCUCUGAUGGUUUCUGUGAGCUCACUGGUUACGCCCGUGCCGAACUCAUGCAGAAGAGCUGCGCGUGUCACUUCCUGUACGGCCCAGAAACGAGCGACCGGUCAACGGCCCAGAUCCAAGGAGCCCUGGAUGAAAGGAGGGAGUUCAAGACUGAGCUGGUCUUCUACAAGAAGGAAGGUACAAAGUUCUGGUGUCUUCUGGACAUUGUACCGAUUAAGAAUGAGAAGGGCGAGGUGGUUCUUUUUCUUGUGUCCCACAAAGACAUCACUGACAAGAAGAAGGAGCAGGACCCUGAGCAAGGACCUGAAACUGAUGAAGAGACGGGUCUGGAGGUGCAUCAGGUAACUCGCCCUCCGGGCUUCAACGCCAAUCGGCGCCGCAGCAGAGCUGUGCUCUAUCACCUGUCAGGACACCUGCAGAAACAAGACAAGAGCAAGCUCAAGAUCAACAAUAACAUGUUUGGGGAGAAGCCUCCAAUCCCGGAAUACAAAGUAGCAGCCAUUCAGAAAUCUCGCUUCAUCCUGCUCCACUAUGGAACCUUCAAGGCCGGCUGGGAUUGGUUAAUUCUGCUGGCGACUUUCUACGUGGCCGUCACUGUGCCCUAUAACGUGUGUUUCACAGUCGGGGGAGGGUGGGAUGAAGGCAGCGCCUCACGCACGCCCAGCGUCAGCGACAUCCUCGUCGAGAUCCUCUUCAUUUUAGACAUAUUGCUGAACUUUCGAACUACAUUUGUGAGCACGUCGGGUCAGGUCGUCUACGACGCCCGCUCCAUCUGCGUUCACUACGUCACCACCUGGCUCUUUGUUGAUCUCAUUGCCGCCCUGCCCUUUGACCUGCUGUAUGCUUUCAAUGUCAGCGUGUACUUUGGCGUCCACCUGUUGAAGACAGUCCGGCUUCUUCGGUUACUGCGGCUGCUGCAGAAGCUGGAGCGCUACUCACAGUACAGUGCUGUGGUCUUGACCCUGCUGAUGUCCAUGUUCGCCCUGCUGGCCCACUGGAUGGCGUGUGUCUGGUACUUCAUAGGUCAAAGGGAGAUUGAGAGCCAAGGAUCAUCAGACAUAGGUUGGCUCCAUGAGCUGGCCAAACGUCUGGGUACCCCGUAUUUCCCCCCUGCCCUGACAACGCUGUUCCCCUCCACGGUCAGCAGCAUUCCAGCCGACAGCAGUCAGUGGAACGUGUCUGGGUCAGAGGUCGCAGGGCAAGGAACCUGGAAUUCUAGCCAGUAUUACGGGAAUGUUUCAGGAAGCGAGACUGCUUCUGGGACAGCUGGUGGGAGUGGGAGUUUCAGUGUGCUGGGCGGUGGUCCAUCAAUGCGCAGCAGCUAUGUGACCUCCCUCUACUUUGCUCUGAGCAGUCUGACCAGUGUGGGGUUUGGAAAUGUGUCAGCCAACACAGACUCAGAGAAGAUCUUCUCCAUCUGCACCAUGCUCAUAGGAGCACUGAUGCAUGCAGUUGUGUUUGGCAACGUGACGGCCAUCAUCCAGAGAAUGUACUCGCGCCGCUCGCUUUACCACACCCGCACCAAGGACCUGAAGGACUUCAUUAGAGUCCAUCGGUUGCCCAAAGCUUUGGAGCAGCGCAUGCUGGAGUGUUUCCAAACUAUGUGGUCAGUCAACAACGGGAUAGACGUUAGUGAGCUUCUGAAAGACUUCCCAGAUGAGCUGAGGGCUGAUAUCGCCAUGCACCUGAACAAGGAGCUGCUCCAGCUGCCUCUGUUUGAGUCAGCCAGCAGGGGCUGCCUGCGUUCCCUCUCCCUCAUCAUCAAGACCUCCUUCUGCGCUCCCGGGGAGUUCCUCAUACGGCAGGGAGACGCCUUGCAGGCCAUCUAUUUCGUCUGCUCAGGUUCCAUGGAGGUCCUGAAAGACAACACUGUGCUGGCUAUCCUAGGUAAAGGAGAUCUAAUUGGCUCAGACUCCCUGACGAAGGAACAAGUGAUCAAAACCAACGCUAAUGUCAAGGCCCUGACGUACUGUGACCUGCAGUAUAUCAGCCUCAAGGGUCUCCGAGAGGUUCUUCGCCUUUACCCUGAGUAUGCCCAGAAGUUCAUCAGCGAGAUACAACAUGACCUGACUUACAAUCUACGAGAGGGCCACGGGGCUGAUGUGGAUUGGGAGAGCAACGGUGGCUUGGUGAAGAAGCUGCCGUCCAUCCGCGAGGAUGAGGAGGGUGAUGAGGAGCAGAGCUCCGUGUCCCGAGCUCCUCGCUCCCCGCUGCAUCUCAGCAGGGGCCUCAGCUCGCCCCUGCGCUCCCCUCUCCUGCCGCCUCGGCCUUUCCGUGCUCCCUCCGACCACUCGCGCCCUUCCACCCUGCAGAUACCAGUUGUGAGCUUAAGCGGUGCACCACCUGAACUCAGCCCCAGAUUUGUGGAUGGCAUUGAAACGGAGAACAAUUCCACCACAACACAGAAGUUUGAGUUCAGCCCCAGCCUGUCACCUGCCCCUCCGCCCUCACCGUACGCAGGGAUCCGUGAGCACUCUGAGAUCAAGCAGAGUGUGUCUAAACUGACUGAGGAGAUGAACGGUCUGUCUAAACAAGUUUCCAAGCUCAGUCAGGAGCUGCAGGAAAUGACACGCCUGCUCAAGCCCCUCCUCCAAAUGGCACCACAGCCAGUCCUGAUGACCAUGAUGCCAAAUUUAACAUCACCUCCCAGUAGUGCCAGCCAGCUGUCAUCAAGCCCUUGCCCCGGGGCGCCACCCCCUUCCACAGUUUUUUCCCACCAGAGACCUGACACUCAUUCCCUGUUAGACAGCAGAGACACAGAGAGUGCAGAUUUGCCAGGAUGCCUUCUCCCAACUCCUCACUCACCAAAAAGGCCUAAUUCAACUCCUUCAGCAUUAGCAGAGACCCCGCCCAAGCCCCCAGGGGCCAAUAGCCAGGGGUCUGCUGACUCCAACCAUCAGUCGCCAGAGGAAGGAUUUCCAGAGGGGCGCGUGGACUCCCGAAGACUCCGUGCCUCCUCCAGUAACGGGAUAUUUUUCCCCUCGCUGCAGGACCAACCUCCUCUGGCCUCUCACACCCCUUCACCUUCACUCUCCUUCUCCAUGUCUGUCUCUUCCUCAUCAUCUUUUUCCCCAUGCCAAGGACCUCACCUCUCCCGGCCUGGCAGUUGUGCCAGCAGAGGCCCGCUCAUCCCACCCGCCUCUCAGGACACUCACCCUCCCCUGUCCUCUCACUUUUCAGCUCCACCAUCGCUCACAUCCUCCCCUGGAAGUCAUCGGCUGAGGCCUUCCCCUUCCGUGCCAGUCGUGUCCCCUAACACCUCUGUCCAUCCCUCCAGUCUUUCUCUGCCCUUGUCUUUGGAAGUUGCAAACGCAAGGAGAAGAGAUAACCAGACUCCAUCUUGGUGCAACUCACAGCGACACUACCGAGGGGCAAGACCCGUUUCUCACCCCCAGGAGCUGGAGAUGCAGGAGCGGGGACGACACCUGGAAGAGGAGAAGUCCUCCUCAGAGCACAUCAGUUUCAUUGAUGAAGAGGAGCCAGCAUUAUGAACAGCCUGUGCAAAAGAUGUCAUUCAAGUAGCAGGAAAGAUGUAGGACAAGAGUUUAAAGAGGUCAGAGCAAGUGCAAGGUAAAGACAACAAACACAGGGAACAGAAAGCUGGUCCAUUUCACACAGAAAGACAUUUGUCAGGCAGGAGAUGCCAGACGGACAGACAGGUAAACACAAAAUACAGUGUGAAGGAAUGCUUUCCUCUACAGAAUUACAAUAGCACAAACAGUCUUAUAGCAUCAAUGAUCCAGUAGCAUGAGUCAAACACUGCAGAGCCAGAGCACAUCUAUUUAUCUCUUCACCCUGAUGAAGCUCUAUCGCUUUUUAAUCCUAGUAGGUCUCCUCUUCAAAGGGCAGGCACAAACACAUGCAUCUCGGCAGGAAACGCGUCUUUACCCAAACUAGAUAAUCCAAGCCAACUGCACUGGGACUAAGAAUGUAAGCCCUUCAGUGGUCUCAGUCACCUCACCUGGAAGGUUCCUUUGCUUCAUCAAUGGGAUUAUUUUUUGGGGGAAUGCAGUUAUCUGCCCCUGGACUGGUUACAAAAAUACAGCUUUUUAUCGAAUAACCUCAGACUAAAUGGUUCUACAAAGUGUUUUUUACAAUGUUUCUUAUUGCCCCCUUUCACACACACACACACACACACAUGACAGCAGAACUGUCAUUAGUGUGGCGCCCGCACUGCAUUUGGGAACAACUUGGGGAUUCAGUGUCUUCACCAAGAAAACCUGGUGAUUUGUUUGCAGCCUGCUUUAUCACCUAAGCCACAGGUGAGCCAAGAAUCGAUUACAUGCCCAUUACACACAUUCACAAAGAAGAUGUUGAGCUUGGUUUUAACUCAGGAAUGCAAACUUGUCACAUCCUGUAAAAAAAACAAAACAAAAAAAUUGACAUUCUGAAUCCACAGACAGUAUAAAAGAUCGAUGCAGCCACUGUGACCUUAUCCCCAGGUUUGUGAAGUCCUGCUUUGAAGCCUUGAGAUGAGUCGUCAUCUCGGCUUUUGGGAACUGAACAUAACAAGCAAGUGGCAGUUCUGACUGUGAAACCACGUGCUCACUGACUUGUCAAGCUACCCCAGGGAAUCCUAUUGACUCUUAGAAUGACCACAAUUUCUAAAAAGUUCUUUAUAGAAUUAUUACUUUUAUACAAUUUAUAUAAAAGUAUUAAUGUAGAGUCUUUACCUUACAAUACAGAGGGCCUUGAGGUUCACAGAGUUCAAGCAUGAUUAUCAUUUUCUGACACUAGCACCAAAAGUCUGCGCAACCACAGCUAUCGCCCCAUGGUGGCCACAUGCAGGUUUAGCUUUUCUUGUGCGUUAGCGUCAUUUCUCAUACCGUCCACGUCUGAAUUCAGAAUAGAUCUAUUGCGUGAUUCGUGUAGAUCCAAAGAAGGUGUUUGCCUUCAAGUUUUUCUGCCAGAAACAUUGAACCUUACUCUAAACCCUUCGAUCAGAAACUAACUGAAUCAAAGAAGGAUUCUACAACUCACAUCCUUUUUUUGUUCAUAGAAAGAUCCAGAGGAUCCUUUUUUUUUCAUAUAAUAAUAAUAGAUUACUAUGUAGUCAAAGUACUACUGUAUACUGUGUCCAUAAAGACUAAAUACAAACCAGAAUGUAAGUGUUAAAAUUAACAACCUAACCACUGCUUGUUAACGCAAAUAUCUAGUCAACCAAUCCCAUGGCAGCAACUCGAUGCAUUUAGACAUGUAAACCUGCUGAAUUUCAGACUAUUUCAGAAACUGUUGAUCCACUGGGACUUCCCCACGUUUACAGAGAAUGGCAAGAAGGAGACGACUGUGUGAAAAACUGUUCUCGAUGCAUUUAUUUAAUACGGCUGAGUUCACAGAAGAAUGGCCAGACUGCUUCAAUCUGAUAGAAUCAAUCUGCACAAUACAUGAAACCGUGAAACAGGUGCAGAAGAUUACUCCUGUCAGCCAAGAACAGGAAACUGAUUCUAUAAUUCCCAAAAGCUCACCAAAAUUGGAUAGCAGAAGAUUAAAAAAAAGUUGCCUGGUCUCUGGUCUAACAGUAAAACUUGACAAUGGCUGAAUACUGCUGGAGAGAAGAGGUCUUCCAGAACACUUUAAGUAUAGUUAUUUAGCUGAAAUGGACCAAUAUUGCUGAUGUAGCUAAAUGCAACAUUUACAGUUGCCUCUAUAUGGACAAAAUGAAAAUCAGUUCUAUUAAAUUCGCCCACAACACGAGGAAUGCAUGCACUGGAAAAAUAGACUACUAGUUUGGAUAAACAUAAUGUGGUUUAGGAGGGGUAACCAUUCAAAAGAUAGCUAGUUUAAGGGAGGGAGGGGGUCUAAAGCAGAUUGUGUCAGACAAUUAUCAACUGAACUCCACCAGUAUAAGAUAAACCAGACUCAUUCUACAUUAUAAAUCAUCCUGUGCUACUCUAAUAGAAUCCAAGAACUUUAUUACAGAUACUAUCUGGUUGCAUUUCAGAAUAAAAUAAGCGGAGAGCUUUGCACUGCUGGUUAAGCAGAUUGAGGCCGGUGUAGGAAAUCUGAGAACUUUGAAAAGACAGAUUCAUGGACAAAGGUGUAGGGAAAAGCUAACAUCAAAAAUUCCCUGUGUCACUGCUCAUCAGCAUCAUGAUGCUGUUGACAAGCAGCCUAUCAGCUCAUAUCUCAAGCACGCUACUUUCAUAGGGUGUGGACAUCCUUACAUCAACUAUAAUCAACCUAAUCUUAAAGUUAGCAGUUAUAAUGUUCGUCUUUUGGGGAAGGGGCUGUCUUUCUGGGGAAUUCUUGUCACAUUGUUUCACUCUCGAUGAGUUUGCAUCCACAUUUUCUUUCCAGAUCAAAAGAAUUUGAGCACAGUUAUGAUCGGUCACUUUGGAAAAGUGUAGGCUAGAAAAGUGUUUGGAUUGUAUGCCAAAGAGAGAAGACAGAUUUGUGGACAAAGUGUAGGGAAAAGCUAAUAUCAAACACUACCCCUGUAUCACUGUUCAUCAUUAUGAUGACUGUUGACAACCAGCCUAUCAGAUUGUAUAUCGAACUCCCACAUCACCCCUGAGCUUUAGCCAUUAGCCAUUCGUGCCUUCUCCAUACAGACAUUGAUUUCCCUAAAGUUCUUCACCUGUCGAUUACAGGCAAACAUCUGAUCGAAAUUUACACAGAAAGCCAUCAUUUAUGGGGAACACUUGCACCUUUAUCUAAAACGUAUUGUAUUUAUUUAUUUAAUACAGCUGUGUAUGUAUUUAUUUUUGCUGAAAAAGCGGCGAGGAAAUAUUCUGCAUGUCUCGACGAUGUAACAAAAACAGACUGUGGAGGAAGGUUUGCUUUCUAAACGUCUAACUGGAUCCUUUCCAGAGUGAGUGAGCGAAACCUUCCCCGAGUUCAUAUGUAGCACACACAUUGUUCAUCUCUUAUUCCUCCAAUGACUUCAUGUUGGUACGUGAAAGCAGCCAAACCCUAAAACUGCAACAUCCAGGCUGCAUCAAGUUGGAGGUCUCAGGACUUUUUUUUUUUUUUUUGGCUUUGUGAGGUGCUUUAGGACCAUGUUACUUGUAUAUAUAUGAACAGUCAGAUUUCUGGCUUUUAUUUUCUUUAAUGGGAGCAAGGGAGGUGGUGACUAACUGGACUCUUUACACUUUCACAAAGAUUGACUAAGCAAGAACUGGUGGCUGGGGAGGGUACCUAAAAUGUUUUAAUUCAAUGCAUGUCAAAACUUCUUUUUAUUUUCUUUUUUGCAUGAGAAAUGUGCCUGCUUUGAACUAUCCAGAGCAGAGGGCUCAUGGGAGUAGAAACCAGCCUGCCCAAUUGAAGGCUGUUUGCUUACAAAUGUAUUUUAUUAAAGACUGCUGUUACAUUGAAAAAAAAACAUUAACAAGGAUUACAUACUGUAUAACAAUAAAGAAUUGUUGUUUUGUAA